This is a messenger RNA of Acanthosepion pharaonis, 642 nucleotides long. The record is from the annotation of a GenBank genome assembly. NCBI's taxonomy places the organism in Eukaryota, Metazoa, Mollusca, Cephalopoda, Sepiida, Sepiidae.
AUGUCUUCACCGUCUUUCUCUUUAUUAUUUUCCUUCUCUCUACGACCUUUCAUUUCUUUUUUGCUCCCCGUCACUCUUUAUUAUUUUCUUUUUUUUUAUUUCUUUCCUUUCUUUCUUAAUUUCCUAUUUUUUUCUUUCACUCCAUUUAAUGUCUUCACCGUCUUUCUCUUUUAUUAUUUUCCUUUCUCUACGACCUUUUAUUUCGCUUGCUCCCUCACUCUCUUUUUCUUUCUUCCUUUCUUUCUUAAUUUCCUAUUUUGUCCUUCUCAGUUUCUUUCACUCCAUUUAAUGUCUUCACCGUCUUUCUCUUUUAUUAUUUUCCUUUCUCUACGACCUUUUAUUUCUUGCUCCUUCUAUAAUUUCUUUUUGUCCUUCUUUCUCCUUUUUUAUCUCUACGACCUUUUUAUUUCGCUUUUUUUUUUUUUUUUUUCUUUUUUUCUUUUUAUUCUUUUUCUUGCUCCCUUUUGCUUUUUUCCUCUCUUUCUUAAACAAUAUCCUAUUUCGCCAUUUUCGUUCGCUUUUUCUUUUUCUUUUUUAUCUAUCUUCGCCGCUUUUCUCUUCUUCUUCUUUUUCAUGUAUCCUUAUAUUCCUUAUUCUCUCACUCUCACUUCUUUCUCUUUUUUGUCCUUUUUUUCUUUCUAA